AAACACGGUUACAUUGUAAUAACAUAUUUCCAUCAUUGAAAUAAAUAUGUUUACAUUGUAAUAGCAUAUUUACAUCAUUGUAAUAAACACGUUUACAUCAUCAUGACACAUGAACACUAUCACAAUAAAACAUUGUCAACAUUAACAUACUUACAUCAUUAAAGCAUUUACAUCAUUAACACACACUUGUAUUAUAACAAUUAAGCACUUACAUCACUGCAUAAAACUUUUACAUCAUAGCAAUACCACACCAACAUUAUCAUAGUAAAACACUGUCAAUAUCACAACUCCUGUACACACAUUUCUAAUAUUACACUUAAAAACUAAUUAUAAACAGGAUAGAUCGAAGUAGUUUCUAAGUUGAUUAGAAGAAAUAUUCAUGUUCGUUUUACGCAAUCAGUGACAAAAGCGCUGGAAGAAAAUUUAUAAAUGUAGUUAGAUGUUUUAAUGGUGAUAGCAGCAGUGUGUAUAGUGGUAGGGGGUGCCAUCGAUCAGUACCAGGCCACUACUAAAACCACUGGUCUCAGUACGUAUCAUUAGUCUGUAUGUGGUGGGAUCUAUCGACGUUUAAAUGGUUAUCGACUUGUCGCUGAGUGACUUUCACUGUGUUAAAUGUAGGUAAAACGCACCACUAAUAAACUGACAAAUACCUUUCUUCAUUUCAAACGUCGCAACCAACACAUCUUAAUUACAGACUCUUAAUUGUUAUCUGAGCACAGCCUGAACAAACUCUUCCGUUUUUCCUAACCAAUUAACUUUUAGAAAUUAGCUAAAGUAAUAAUAACACAUUGGCUUAUGAAUGGAUAAUCAGGCAGUGGCUGCGCUGCAGUUGAAGAUGUGCAGGCGACGAAUUUGGUCUUGAAUAUACAAUCUGAACUAUCGAAAUGACCCGGAGGAAUACAGUGCCAGAACGUUCCCAUUAAAUCGGACUUGUGAGCUUCAACCAUUGUGUGUUCGACAGCCAACUGUCCACAUCUCUUUUGUACACUAACGUCAACAACAUGUCUCAACGGAAAUGUAACCGGACCAAGAAGGACUCUAAGUUAUUGAAGGGUUUCACCAUUGACGACUCCGUGUUGAGCAAACUGCCAAAUCGGUCUCAGUGUCGGUCCCGAAGGAACAGUUCCAUGAGUUUGACGAGCCCGUCAUCAGAAAGCGAGGGUGAACCAUCGCCGCUGAUGCCAAGAAGAGGCCGCCGUCUUGCUAUUGUUGACACGUCAAAGAAUUGUGGUGAAUCCGUUUCGAUGUCGUCGGACGCUACCCCCAGUAACUCGUGUGACGAAUGCGACUCUGAUAAAGCUGCAAGGUUCCGUUCUCGACGUCGAAGUUCCAUUGACCUGGAGACGAAGACUUACCAACGUGACCAGAUACUCAGGGACAAGAGGAAGAGACUUAUCAAGCGGAAUACUAUCGCUGACUUCUACAGAUCCAGAGAAUCUCCCUCGUCCGACGAUAACAAGAAGGGGCGGCCUACAACCUUUUCCUUCAGAAGACUGAUUAAAACCAGGAGCAAAGAAGAGUUGUCUAAGCUAAGUGAUGUUCUGACGAAGCUGUCACCGUCUCAGUUCCAGGACAGCGAUCUGGCCGCCUAUAAGAACUGUCAUUGGUCGGAUCUGAUUGUCAGUUCGGACAAGGAAAGACAACCCAUAAAGAUUGUCGAGAGUGAACGUAAACGCCGGGAGGCAGUAUGGGAACUGUUCACAAGUGAAUGUGUUUUCCUCAUAGACCAUCUGAUGGCACUAAAACAUUGCUUCCUGGAACCGUUGAAGAAAGUACAGGUAGAAGGUUUCCUGAUGUAUAUUGAACCCCCAGAGAUAUUCUGUAACCUUGAUGAUCUGUGUUACGUAAGCUACACAUUCUGUAAAGACCUGAUAUCCGUACUGACCAAGAAUAUGUCCAAUACAGAGAUCUGGGAAACUAAACGUCUGGAGGAGGUCCUGGAACGCUUUGCUGCUCUGUCUGAGGAAGGGGAAGUCUACCACACAUAUUGUCUCAACUACACCAAAGGGCUUAGCUAUUUGGAGAAGCUGAAAAAGAACGAUGACUACUGCGAAUUCGAAAAGUGGUGCGAGCAGGACCCUCGAUGUAACCGCCUCCAGCUGAAUGAUCUGUUGGUUUCUCCAAUGCAACACUGUACCAAACUACCACUCCUUCUGGCUAAUAUACGAAAGUAUACCCUGAUCGAGGCGGACAGAGGUCUAUUAGCGGCGGCCAUCGGCAAACUAGAGGUCUCUCUACAAAAUUUAGAGGAGAAAAUGAGAAAAGAAAGAAAUACUCAACGUCUACAGGAAAUCCAACAACAGUUAGUGUGGCCGUCAAUAUCCGACCUGGAUCCCAAGGUUUACAUUCCCGACUUUCUGAAGUCAAGCCUUUCCAUUCAACCUUGUACAAAGCUACUAUCGUGUCCUAAGAGACAACUCAUGCACGAAGGAUUACUGACUUUAGUAGAAGCAACGAAAUCCAUAGAUGUGCACUUGUUCCUGUUUGACGACAUAUUACUGAUCACAAAAAUUAAGAAAUCCGUAAAAAAGAAACAAAAUGCAUUAGAGACGUUUAAUACCAAUGAUUGUAACAUGUACACGGUGCAUCGCCAACCUAUAGCGUUAGAUCGCUUGAGUGUGCAUGACGUGGGCAUCUCUGAGGCAUCAGCGAACGGUCUGAAGCAUUGUAUAGUCCUCGUCCAUAUCAGCAGAUUCCAGCAGAUCAUAGGCGUCUUCACUCUCCAAUCAACCAGUGAAUAUGCCAAGGAAUACUGGAUGACGAAGCUUUGUGAUGCGAAGAAGAAAUUUCAUUCCUCGUCUCACGACUGUGGCGUCAAUGGCCUUGUCGACUACCGCCAACAUAUGCCACAAAGCACCACUGCCAUAACCCCUACAAGCCAUACACUUGGAACACCUGGGGACAUAUCACCGCGCAGGCUCAGACGGGCACGCAUGCUCAGUGUCCAUAAAAAGAAAUCUGUCAGCAUGGAUACGGUUUUCAUCACAUAAUGUACAAUAUCGUUCCGUGUACUCUGUGUGUGUCGUUGUGCCCGGCACAUUGUGUUAUCAUUAUCUGGAAAUUCAAGCAAAGUAUCAAAUUGUCUGUGAUAAUAAAUGUCUAUAUUAUAAAUAUUCAA
Pecten maximus is the source of this 3118-nucleotide messenger RNA. Its product is annotated as pleckstrin homology domain-containing family G member 7-like. The coding region runs from base 1002 to 2990 and encodes 662 amino acids. The record is from RefSeq and is a predicted model, not a curated record. Gene Ontology annotation, molecular function: guanyl-nucleotide exchange factor activity. NCBI's taxonomy places the organism in Eukaryota, Metazoa, Mollusca, Bivalvia, Pectinida, Pectinidae. The transcript is spliced from 17 exons. Gene Ontology annotation, biological process: Rho protein signal transduction.